Messenger RNA from Rhizophagus irregularis DAOM 181602=DAOM 197198, 651 nucleotides. The record is from RefSeq and is a predicted model, not a curated record. NCBI's taxonomy places the organism in Eukaryota, Fungi, Glomeromycota, Glomeromycetes, Glomerales, Glomeraceae.
AUGGAUAAUAAACAUAAUAAUACACUUGAAAAUGAAAAACAGGCGGAUCUUGGAUUCUGGUUCUCCGGGUCUGAACAUGUUGGAUUUAGACAACCUGGUCUCUGGAUGCAUGAAAAUUCGUUAAAUAAUUGGAAAUCUUUUAAUUUUAAAUGGCAGGGAGGGUCUUUGGAAGUGUUGAAAAAUUUAAUUAGUUAUUUUGCUAGUCAGCAACUUUUGACUCAUAAAACAAAAGAUGAAAAUCAAGAAUCAAAAGAUGAAAGUCAAGAACUAAAAGAUGAUGUAAGAGUUUUUCUUUAUGAACGUAUUAUUUCCAUCUACAUGAAAAGCAGACAAAAAUCAUGGCGAAAGUUUAAUGAUCUUAUUCCUGAAAAAGGAACUUCAAGUCUUUGUGAGAAUUUGAAGGCAUUUUACAAUGAUACACAAACCCUCCCAAAAAGUGAAAAUAAAUUUUCUUCGAUAAAGAAAGCCAAUAUUCCACAAGAUCUUUUACUUGUAUCAGAAUUACAGUGGUUACUUUGGGUAUUUGGAAAUAAUAUUAAUGCUAAAAUUAAACAAAAAAAAAAUUUGAUACCUUUAAUUUUUGAUCAUCUCAAAAAAGAAACUCAAUUUUGUGAAGAGGCUAUGUUAAAAAGACAAAUGUUUACAUCAUAA